Messenger RNA from Stylonychia lemnae, 2877 nucleotides. NCBI's taxonomy places the organism in Eukaryota, Ciliophora, Spirotrichea, Sporadotrichida, Oxytrichidae. The record is from the annotation of a GenBank genome assembly.
AUGGCAGCUAGGAUGAGAUCUCUCGUGGAAAUCAUAGAAGACACUGAGGAAGAUGGGCUAGAUGAAAAUCCUAUAUUUGACACCUUCGACCAAGACAACCUGGAUAUUAGCAUUGGAGAUGAAAGAAUCAAUAAGAAUUUGCUUGAAAAAUAUGUAGAUAUCACCCAGAAAAAAGCUUCCAUUUGCAAUAAAUUAUUUGAAGAGAAGAUUGUACAUCAAAGUUCAUAAUCACAGGAAGAGCCACCUCUAAGAAUAGUUAACUAUGAUAAGAAUAAGUACUAUCACUAGCAAUAGUUGAUCACCGGAGAAUUCUUAAAGCAGAAUGGCUGUAUUUAGCUAGGAAGAAUCAGUCCUUCUAAAAGCUAAAAUCUAUUGCAAAGUCAAAAACUAAGCUAUCAAUCUCUUCCAAACCCUUCUCCAAUUCCAAUGCCUAUGCAAUAAAUUAGUAAUCAUUUUCAGCAAGCUAAGAACAGUAGUAACAUAUCAAUAUUUGAUCAAUCUAAGUUGAGCACAUCACAGAUUGAUAAUGCAAGUACCAAAAGUAUGAUUCAAAGCACAAGAACAUUUCAUAGCGUAUUGAAUGGCACUAGUAAUCACAAUAGCAGUAUAAAUCACAAUACAAUCAAUAACUCAAAAAUUAAGAAGAACUAUUAGGCACAUUUUCAAAGAUUGGGUUCUCUCAAGAAUACAUUUUCAACUUACAGUAGCAUGCCAAAGUCAGUAUUACAAAAUCAAUAAAAUAUCUCUUAAAAGGAAAACAGAGCUGACUCCUCGAAUGUACUUAAUUCACAUUUCGAUUCAUUUAUUUAAGAUCAAGAAAAAUACAUAAAAAAGCCUUCACAUAAUUAGAAGAUAGAAGUAUAAAGGCCUAAAACAUAAACAGGUUAUCAUCAUAAAAUGACCUCAAUGUAUCAAUAUAAUACGCUCUCCCGUGAAAACUCCAAAGAAAGAUAUAGCUAGCGUUACCCCUUUUAACUAUAAGAUCGCUUAAAUGAGAGUUAAAAUUUGAGACAUUCUAGUUAAUCGUAGAAUGAGCUUUCUUCAAGAUUAGUUUAGCAUAAGGAUAGAGUAAGCUAAAAGAUUGCUUUACUUCAAGAAGACUAAGAAGAGCAGGUUAUGAAGGAAUGCUCUUUCACACCACAUUUCGUAAACAGCAAAUCCCACACCUCAAAGAUUCAAUUUCCAAAUAAGAACUAUUCAUCUACAGUUUAAAAUAGCCCCUAGGCAUAGCUUAAUGGAAAUAAUAGCAGAUGCAAUAGUAGUUUAAUGCCAAGAAGUCCUAAGCAGUUCUAUGAUGACUAGCUUUAGUAUUAGGAAAAAACUAUGAAGAAAUUAUUGUAUAAAUUUCAAGAAUAAUUAGUUGAAGAAUAGAAAGAUCUGGAUAAGGUGUAAUUAGUAUGCAAAGGUUCAGAGAGAAUAUUAGCAUAAAGAAAAGCCUGUUCAAAUAGCUUGUCCCCAACUAGUGUUUAUGACAGACUAUAUAGAUAGGAGGAUAAGAAAGAAAAAAUGUAGAGUAGGUAAUUGUCUCCUGAGUUCACAUUUCAGCCAUAGAUCUUGAGUGCAACUGGUCUUUUAGACAGAGAUCAUAAAAAGGUUGAAGACAUAUUGUACUGUGAUGCACUAAGAAGACAAAAAGAGAGAUAGCUCUCUAUUGAAUUAAGAGAAUAAGAAAUUUAAGAGUUGUCUUAGAUUACUAGCAUAGGAGUACUACCCAAAUCAGAGAAAUAUCUUCAGUAGCCAUUUGAAAGAGAAUUUAAAUAUGCAGUCUAAGCCAUGUUUGGGAGGAUACAGGACUUUGACUUUCAUUAGGUAGAUCUUAAAUAAAUUGAAGAAAUCAUGGCAAGUUUAGGUUUUAUUCGGGAUAAUACUGAUAGAAUAGAGUUAUUAAAACUUUGGGAGUAUAUAGGCCAUAAAGAAUCUAGUCUUGGUUGCUCCUACAUAUAUUUAGAUUAGCUUUUCAAUAUUUUGCUAAACAUUCAAAAUAUCCGGGGUAAAACUGAUUACAAGGAGUGCAGGAAGAUCCAUUAUAAAUUUGCCAGAUUUUACAAAAAUCGUGAGCAAUUUGUAAAAAUAAUAAAGAAAAAGACAGUUGAAACACCAAAGAGUCAUACUAUGGCCAAGCCUAUGAUAAACCCGCUGUCAAGAAUAAUAUCUGAGAGUUAGGACUAAAAGUCACUCGUAAAGAAUAGACAUGAUUAACUUAUUCUGAAAGGUAGGGAGUAUGAAAAGAGGAGGUAGGAUCAAUCUCUGGCAAGUUUAGAGAGGCAGAUCAAGGACUGCACCUUCAAGCCAGAAUUGAACAUUAAAAGGAAUAGGUCACCUAAUUCUUAAAAUCUUAUUCAAAAAAGAUCAGUACUUGGCGAGAUAUCUUUGAGCAAUAAAGUUGGUAGCUAUGGAAGUAAUAUAAGUAAAAAGAGUGAAGGUUAGAGUAAAGUGACUAAUAAGGAGAUAAUAGAAAGUAUAUCAAGAGUAAUGAUGAAAGGAAACUAUAUCAUGAAUAACAGCAAUAAAAGAACUGGCUAGAAUAAAGUGAGUAGCAUGCUGAGGAAAAGUAUGAAAGAAAACUUGCCUGAAAAUCUGAACUUCAAUAACCUAGCAGAAAAUGUUAAGAGUACAAUGGCAUCAAUGCAAUCUUAAUAAGUGAGUCAGAGAGCUUCUGAGAACCCAAAGCCUCCUGUUGAAAUCGAUAAUCCUUUGGUUUAUCUUGAUAUACAUAUAAAUAAGGAGCAGGUAGACAGAAUCACACUAUACAAGGGACAGAACCCAGAUGAAGUCAUUCAUAGAUUCGCCAUGAAAAACUUCUUAACAAACUCAGAUGUAGAGAUCAUCAAAAGAGCCUUGAAAAGUUAAGUCCCAGAGGCCUUUGACCAAAAUUGA